CUCACUUUGGUGAGGAUUUAACUGGUUAGGAGUUUCAUGAGGUAAGGUUCUCUGCUGCACAGACCUAGUAGCCUCACCAACAAACAGAUGGAGGAAAAUGUAUCAUUGGAGAAUGGCCACACGUUACCAGCGCACAGGGAGGGGGAAGAGGAGAUGGAGGUUACCGUGACAACACAACUAGAAAAUCUCAUCGUAACCCCCACCGAUGCAGACCCAUCAUCAAGUACAGCAGCACAAGCAGAGGAAACGGGAGGUGUCCACACAGACUCGCCAGCAGCAACGCUUCCUUUACACAGGCUUUCUAAGACCGAGGACUGUGACGACGAUGAGUCAGAAGAUUCAGACAGUGACAGCUCUUCCUCCUCCUCUUCGUCCUCUUCAUCCUCAUCCUCCUCUUCUCCCACUGCCCCCAUUUUUGAGGAUGAUGAUGAGGGUUUCAGCCAGCCGGCACCCAUCAAAACCAGAGAUGAAGUCCUGCUCGAGGAGCUGCCUGCAGUGGAGGAGGUGUCGGUGUCAUUGCCAGAAGAUGCAGCACUGCAGCCUGUAGGAACGGUCUCCAGUAUUAUACAGCAACUUGUUAUAAUCCAGUCUCUGAAGGACACGCCCCCUUUGACUGACGACAGCAUCAUCUUUAGAUCUGAUAGGCUAGCUGUUGGCAAGGUCUUUGAGGUGUUUGGUCCAGUGUCCAGUCCGCUGUACGUCUUACGUUUUAACUCUGCGGACGAGAUAAGCAGCAAGGGGCUGACGGAGGGACUGACCGUUUAUUACGCACCGGCCAUCAAAGAGUACACAAAAUACAUCCUCACACAGCAGCUCAAAGUGUAUAAGGGAUCUGACGCGUCCUGGAAGAACGACCAAGAACCACCAGAGGAGGCUUUAGAUUACAGUGAUGAUGAGAAGGAACAGCAAGCCAAGAGGAAAGGGAAGAACUCCAGAAAGAAGAGGGACAAUAACAACACAGAUAAUCCUGCCCACGUUACCCACAACACCUUGCUGCAGCAGCGCAAUACCAGGGGUUUCCCACCAAGACACGCAGGAGCUCCACUCAGGCACCAGAACCCGACGAAUAACACAGCCGCUCCCCCCAGACACAUACACCCGCCACCCAGACACACGCAUGCCCCUCCAUGUACCCCCCCCUCCUGCCCCUACCCUCCUCCCCCUCAUCACUUUCCCCCGCCCAACUUCCCUUUGUCCCCCCCUCCUCCCUCUUUCUUCAAUCCAUCUUUCUCCUCUCCGCGUUGGCCACUGAACGCUGUCCCCUUCUCUGACCUCCCCCCUCCUCCCCCCCUCCACCCCCCCUCAGUGACGCUCUUUACACGUGCGCACUGAGCUGCUGGGAGUUGAUGUUGUGGUUCAUGUGUAAAAUGUGUGUAGACUGUCGGAGAGCUGGGUGAUUUCUUAAUGUAGCUGGUAGAGCCACCGACGUGCUCUGACCAACCACAUUCUCUCACUGCAGUGUUUAAAUAUUAUUUUUUUAAAUAAUUUAAUUUUUUCUGACAUCUAGACCUCCUGAGAGGAAGUAGCCUGAUCAAAAUGGGAUUUUCUAUUUGUCAUAUUCCAAGUAAAUGUGAUCAUUUUCUUUGUCAAAUGUCACUUAAAGCAACACUAAAGAACCUUUUUUAGAACGCUUUUGGUCCAUUACCGGAAUUCUCCAUUACCGCUGUCGUAAUGUCUCAGUGGAACAACAGAUCCCCUGCCCCAUCUGGCACACUCGCAUAAGGUCAGGUCAUUUAAUGUCAUGUCAUUUAAUGUCAUGUCAUGUCAUGUAAUGGACAAUUCCUCUUCCAACCUGUAGAGGGACCGAAGUGGGAAAAGUUCUGCAGUGUUGCUUAAAACCGUCCACACAUGUACACUGCAACAGGCUGCCGUUCAUCAUGAGGUCAACCUCAAAAUCUAAAUCAUGCUGGGACUGAACAAACAACAACUAUAUGCAGCCAAGCAUUCGAUUCCCCCACUUAACACAAAAUAAUCUGUUCUGGGUAAAUGAACUUUGAACAAACCCGAGACAAAGCUGCUUAUCACGGUCAGUGGAUUCUUUAUAAUAAAUCAUUUUACUAUGGAGGACUUUAUAAUAGAGAAAGUGUGCAAAUGAACUACUUUUUCUUGCUCCAGUACAGUGGCAAAGGCUAUUAUAAUAUAAUAGAACAUAACAGUCCAAUAGAGGAUAGAGGGAGCCUGCUGUUUUUAGACUGUGUGUGAUGAGGCGUAAGAUGUACACAUGCUAUAACUUCUGAAUCUCAAUGAAAUGUGUGUGAAUGUCAGUAAAGGCACCAGAGCCAACAAGUGU
This is a messenger RNA of Etheostoma spectabile (orangethroat darter), 2290 nucleotides long. It is a transcript of the gene naf1, whose product is annotated as nuclear assembly factor 1 homolog (S. cerevisiae). NCBI's taxonomy places the organism in Eukaryota, Metazoa, Chordata, Actinopteri, Perciformes, Percidae. Gene Ontology annotation, cellular component: sno(s)RNA-containing ribonucleoprotein complex. Gene Ontology annotation, biological process: ribosome biogenesis; pseudouridine synthesis; box H/ACA snoRNP assembly. Gene Ontology annotation, molecular function: RNA binding. The record is from RefSeq and is a predicted model, not a curated record.